UAAUUUUCGUUUUAUUUCUAGUAUAUAUUUCUAUUUAUAAUCGAUUAACAUAAAUAUAAUAUAUAAAUAAAUGCUAAUUAUUAAAAUUAUUUAUAAAACAUAAAAUUUUUAUGAUAAUUCACAAAACAUGAAUAGUGUUGUUUUGAAAGAGGCUUUCGAAGUUGAAUCCAAACAUGGUGCUUUUUAUACAGGAGGAAAAGUUCAAUGGAGUACAGAUGGACAAUAUAUAUUUUGUCAAAAAUAUGGUACAAUUUCUAUAUUAUCAGUAAAGAAAGGUAUAGUAAUAUCUUACUUAGGAGAAAAUAAUAAUAAUGAAGAAGAUACAAUUAAUACAUUUAUUGCAAGUAAUAAUAACUUAAACAUUAUCACACAUCAUAAAAGUGGUCUUUUCAAGUUAUGGAAUUGGAAAGAUAAUAAAUUAAUUAAAUUAUGGAAGUCUAUUCACAAAGGUCCUGUAGUUCAUAUUGCUCAUUCCAUGGAAAGAAAUUUGAUGGCUUCUGGAGGUAGUGAUGGUAUUGUCAGAUUAUGGGAUUUACAAUAUCAUACUUGUACUCAUAAUUUGAAAGGAGUUCAAGGAGUUAUAAGCGUUUUAGUUUUUCAUCCAAAUAUUGAUAAAGAACUUAUCUUUGCUGCUGGAGAUGAUAUUAAAAUUCAUGGAUGGAAUAUUAAAACUGGUGAAAAAGAAAUUAUGCUUUCUGGACAUUUUAGUAAAGUUACAUCUUUAUCUUUUAUUAAGAACCAGGAUUAUUUAAUUAGUUCAGGAAGAGAUAAAGUACUUAUUUUGUGGGAUCUAACUUCUGAAUCAUCAAUACGAGUUAUACCAGUUUAUGAAGAAAUAGAAGAUACAUUUAUUAUACCUAAAAAUUUAUCACUAUCUGAAUCUUUUUAUAACAAAGAUGAAAAUGCUAUUCAUAUUGCUACUGCAGGAGAAAAAGGAAUUGUAAAAAUUUGGGAAAUGAAAACUGGUAAAGAAGUAUAUGCACAAAAAAAUUCAAUUAUAUCAGCUGCAAAAGAAACAGAAACUCUCUCAAUUACACAUUUACUUUAUAAUGAUAUCAGUAACAACUUUGCUGUAGUUACAGUUGAUCAUAAUAUAAUUAUUUAUUCAUUAGAAACAUUUGAGUGUAUAAAACAGUUAAUAGGUUACAGUGAUGAAAUUUUGGAUAUUGUAUUUCUUGGAGAUAAUGAGAGCCAUAUAGCAAUUGCUACUAAUAGUUGUGACAUAAAAUUAUACAAUACUUUAACUAUGAAUUGUGAAUUGUUACGUGGUCAUAUAGAUAUUGUGCUAUCUCUUGCUACAACACAUGCUAAUGUCUAUUUACUUAUAUCUGCAGCAAAGGAUAAUAGUAUUCGUGUAUGGCUUAUGGAUAAACAAACAAAUAAAGUAUCUUGCAUUGCAUCUGCUACUAGACAUACUGCUCCUAUUGGUUGUAUUGCAAUUUCUCAAACAUCUUUCAAGUUUUUUGUUUCUGUUAGUCAAGACUUAUGUCUUAAAUUAUGGAAUUUACAAAAUGAUAUUGAAUUUAAAGGUAUAUGUUCUUUAAAUGUUAUUCAUACAACAUUGGCUCAUCAAAAAGAUAUUAACAGUGUAACUAUUUCACCAAAUGAUAAAUUAAUUGCUACUGGAUCUCAAGAUAAAACAGCUAAGUUAUGGUCUGCUGAUUUACAAUUACUUGGUGUAUUUCGUGGACAUCGUAGAGGAGUUUGGUGUGUACGAUUUUCACCCAUAGAUCAAGUACUUCUAACAACAUCAGCAGAUUGCACAAUAAAACUUUGGUCAUUAACAGAACUUCACUGUUUAAAAACAUUUGAAGGUCAUGAAUCAUCAGUAUUAAAAGCAGAAUUUUUAUCACGUGGAAUGCAAAUAAUUACAGCAAGUGGAGAUGGUCUUUUGAAACUUUGGAAUAUUAAAACAUCAGAAUGUAUAUGUAUUUUAGAACAGCAUGAAAGCCGUAUAUGGUCACUUGCAGUUAGUAAAAAUGAAAAAACUAUUAUUAGCGGUGGAAGUGAUUCAUUGUUAGUAAUUUGGAAAGAUGUAACUGAGGAAAAGAAGAUAAAAGCUGCAAAAGAAUUAGAACAAAUUGCAUUGGAAGAACAAAAAUUAUCAAAUUUAUUUAAAGCAAAUGAGUUAACUUCUGCAUUAAAAUUAGCUUUAAAAUUAGAACGUCCUUUUCAAGUUCUCAAAAUUGUAGAAACUAUGUUAAAAAAAAAUAAUUUUCAUCUUGAAAAAACAAUUCAUGAAUUAAAACCAAUUUAUAAAGAAGAACUGCUGAAAUGUGCUGUUACAUGGAAUUUUAAUAGUAAAAAUUGUCAAGUUGCUCAGAUAAUUAUAAACACAUUAAUGAUGGAAAUAGAAAAUUUGGAAUUUCAAACAAAAUUAACUUCCACAUUGGAAUCUAUGAUACCAUACACUAAACGUCAUUAUAUAAGAAUAACAAAAUUAUUAGAAAAUUUGCAUUUAUUCAAUUAUACUCUCAAUCGUAUGAAACCACGGAUUACAAUUGUAGAAAUGAGCUAAAUAUGUAACUAACGAAUUGUAAAAAGUUCUGUAAGAUUUUACAUACUUUUUAAUAUAUUUCUACUUUUUUAAUAUAAAUUUUUAAUGAUAUAUAUAGAAUUUUUUAAAAGAUGAAAAUUUAUUUA
Apis laboriosa (Himalayan honeybee) is the source of this 2643-nucleotide messenger RNA. Its product is annotated as transducin beta-like protein 3. The record is from RefSeq and is a predicted model, not a curated record. Gene Ontology annotation, cellular component: 90S preribosome; nucleolus; small-subunit processome. NCBI's taxonomy places the organism in Eukaryota, Metazoa, Arthropoda, Insecta, Hymenoptera, Apidae. The coding region runs from base 128 to 2518 and encodes 796 amino acids. Gene Ontology annotation, molecular function: protein binding; U3 snoRNA binding. The transcript has 15 exons. Gene Ontology annotation, biological process: endonucleolytic cleavage to generate mature 5'-end of SSU-rRNA from (SSU-rRNA, 5.8S rRNA, LSU-rRNA); endonucleolytic cleavage in 5'-ETS of tricistronic rRNA transcript (SSU-rRNA, 5.8S rRNA, LSU-rRNA).